Messenger RNA from Racocetra persica, 293 nucleotides. The record is from the annotation of a GenBank genome assembly. NCBI's taxonomy places the organism in Eukaryota, Fungi, Glomeromycota, Glomeromycetes, Diversisporales, Gigasporaceae.
AAAAAAAACCAUUACCACCUACCACUGCUACUAAAUCAACACGAAGGUUUUUUCAAAAUCUCACAAAGUGCCAUCAAUCUAACCUAAAUUGGCAUGAAAUUGAGAAAUACUUCUCUGAGCCAGAGACUGAAGCAGAUCCACUUCUUUGGUGGAAGGCGAACUCAAAUCAAUUCCUAGUACUUGCACGCAUUGCGAUGAACUUUCUUGCAGUUCAGUCUACGAGCAUACCAAUCGCAUGCGUAUUCUUAUGCUUGAAAAGCUGGUUUACGGAAUUAGAUGAUAUGUUAAAAGAG